CAUGAGGAAAGUUGCAUCCCGCGGGCUCAAAUAAACCGCACGCCUCACGUUUUUAAUCCGGUUCCGUGCGCCGGCGCAUCACUCGCAAUCUCGCAGCCGCGGCCCGCGCUUGCUCACAAGUGAAAUUUUAUUGGUAAAUCGAGAAAUAUUCGCAAUGUACAAAUCAUUAAUUCUCGUGUGUUGUUUGUGCGUAGUUUUAAUCGAGUGUCGGCCCAGUUGGCAGUACUUACCUGAAGUGCCAGGCUACGUUCCAGUGUAUAUUCGCAAUGGGGACACACCGUUAGAGGAGAUCAAUCCGGAUUUAGCAGAAGCCUUUCACGCGCUACCUAUAGGGCGUAGCGCAGGGAAACAUCUAGACGCAGCUCCUGAUACCCCAGAACAAGCUGACCAACCGCAACCAGAGGAAAUUCCGGAACCCGGUAAUUCCAGCAUCGAUCGACGCCCCUUCGAGAAGAAGCAACUCGAGAAGAAGAAGAAAGCCAGCUUCGACAUCACUAAGCCCGUCGAGCGUAGAUAGUUUCGCGUACUUAAUAUUUAGUUAUAAUGUUGAACGAGUGAGAUUAAUUUCGGUCUCUCAUGUCGGACUUCAGAGUUCACUGAACUCAUUUUACUUGCCUAUUAGCAUAUACUGUUACUUAUUUAUAAAAAAAAAUACUAAAAUGUAAAAAAAAAACUCAAUCCUGUAUACUCUUAUAAUUACAAAUAAAUAUUAUUAUUUAUUUUG
Vanessa tameamea is the source of this 724-nucleotide messenger RNA. RefSeq lists its product as uncharacterized. Lineage: Eukaryota; Metazoa; Arthropoda; Insecta; Lepidoptera; Nymphalidae. Bases 155 to 517 code for a protein of 120 amino acids. The transcript has 2 exons. The record is from RefSeq and is a predicted model, not a curated record.